This is a messenger RNA of Aspergillus tanneri, 2166 nucleotides long. RefSeq names its product Hsp70 chaperone Hsp88 (gene hsp88). Gene Ontology annotation, molecular function: ATP binding; ATP-dependent protein folding chaperone. The transcript has 5 exons. NCBI's taxonomy places the organism in Eukaryota, Fungi, Ascomycota, Eurotiomycetes, Eurotiales, Aspergillaceae. Gene Ontology annotation, biological process: protein folding. Gene Ontology annotation, cellular component: nucleus; cytosol. The coding region runs from base 1 to 2166 and encodes 721 amino acids. The record is from RefSeq and is a predicted model, not a curated record.
AUGAGUGUUGUCGGAAUCGAUUUCGGUGCCCAGAGCACCAAAAUCGGUGUUGCCCGCAAUAAGGGUAUCGAUAUUAUCACCAAUGAAGUUUCCAACAGAUCUACUCCUUCCCUGGUCGGAUUCAAUUCUCGAAGCCGAGCCCUUGGUGAAGCCGCAAAGACGCAAGAGACUUCCAACCUGAAGAACACGGUCGGCAACCUUAAGCGGUUGAUUGGCCGCUCAUUCAGCGACCCCGAUGUUCAGCUUGAGAAGGACUACAGCACCGCUGCCAUCUGUGACGUCAAUGGCCAGGCUGGUGUCGAAGUCAACUACCUUGGAAAGAAGGAAAAGUUCACCGCCAUUCAGUUGGUGGCCAUGUACCUGACCAAGAUCAGGGAUAUCACCGCCAAGGAGCUGAAGCUCCCCGUCUCAGAUGUCACCAUUAGCGUUCCCGCCUGGUUCACAGAUGUUCAGCGCCGGGCUAUGCUCGACGCCGGUGAGAUUGCCGGCCUGAAGGUGUUGCGUCUGGUCAACGACACCACCGCCACCGCCCUUGGGUAUGGUAUAACCAAGCUUGAUCUCCCGGGCCCCGAGGAGAAGCCCCGGAGAGUCAUGUUUGUCGACAUCGGACACAGCGACUACACCGCCUCGAUUGUUGAGUUCCGGAAGGGUGAGCUCAACGUCAAGGCCACCGCCUGCGAUCGCCACUUCGGUGGACGUGACUUCGACAAGGCCCUGACGGAGCACUUCGCCGACGAGUUCAAGGAGAAGUACAAGAUCGACGUCCGCACUAACCCCAAGGCCUGGGCCCGUACUCUUGCCAGCGCUGAGAAGAUGAAGAAAGUGCUCUCAGCUAACCCGGUCGCUCCGAUCAGCAUUGAAUCGCUGAUGGAGGAUGUGGACGUCCGUGCCAUUGUCAAGCGUGAAGAAUUGGAGGCUAUGGUCCAGCCGCUCCUGGAACGCGUCACCGCACCCAUCGAAGAGGCUCUCGCCGAAGCCAAGCUCAAGCCCGAAGAUAUCGACUUUGUCGAGAUGGUUGGUGGCUGCACUCGCGUCCCAGCCAUUAAGGAAGCUAUCUCCAAAUUCUUUGGCAAGAGCCUUUCUUUCACUCUCAACCAAGAUGAGGCUAUCGCCCGUGGCUGCGCUUUCAGCUGCGCCAUUCUUUCCCCUGUUUUCCGGGUGCGCGACUUCUCCGUGCACGACAUUGUGAACUACCCCAUUGAGUUCACCUGGGAACAGUCGGCCGACAUCCCAGAUGAGGACACCAGCUUGACUGUUUUCAACAGGGGCAAUGUCAUGCCGUCGACCAAGAUUCUCACCUUCUACCGCAAGCAGCCCUUCGACCUCGAAGCACGCUACGCGAAGCCCGAGUUGCUCCCGGGCAAGGUCAACCCCUGGGUUGGCCGAUUCUCCGUCAAGGGCGUCAAGGCUGAUCCCAAUGAUGAUUUCAUGAUCUGCAAGCUCAAGGCUAGACUAAACCUGCACGGUAUCCUGAACCUCGAGUCCGGGUACUAUGUCGAGGAUAUGGAAGUUGAGGAGCCCGUCCCCGAGAAGGAUGGUGAUGCUAUGGACACCGAUGCAGCCAAUGGCGACGAGCAACCCAAGAAGACCCGCAAGGUUAAGAAGCAGGUUCGCAAGGGCGACCUGCCUAUCUCCUCUGGCACCUCUUCCGCCGAUCAGUCCGUCAAGGAGGCUUGGAUUGAACGCGAAAACACCAUGUACAUGGAAGACAAGUUGGUUGCGGAGACCGACGAGAAGAAAAACGAGCUUGAGUCCACCAUCUACGAGCUGCGGGACAAGAUCGACGGAGUGUACGCCGAAUUCGCCAGUGAGGAGGAGAAGGACAAGCUGCGGGCCAAGCUUACUGAUAUGGAGGAUUGGCUGUACGAGGAAGGUGAGGACACGACCAAGUCCGUGUACGUGUCCAAGCUGGACGAAAUCCGCUUCAUUGCGGGUCCCAUCAUCCAGCGCCACCGCGAGAAGUUGGAUGCCGAACGCGAGGCCGCUCUGAAGGCCCAGGAAGAAGCGGCCGCCAAGAAGCGCGCAGAGCAAGAGGCCCAGCGCAAGGCUGAGGAAGAGGCCAAGAAGGCCGAAGAGGCCGCGAAGAAGUCCGAGGAUGAGAAGGCCGACACGGAUAUGAAAGAUGCCCCUGACGCCGCCUCAGGGGAGUCCGAAGAGAAGCAGUAA